AUGCUAACUUCAGCUAGAAAUCUAUCAAGCUCCUUGCAAGAACAAUAUGCCAUCAACACGGAUGGAUCCGAGGCAAAAAGUGGACAGCAUCCGACCAAGCCACAAGGAAGUGAGCUCCUUGCUAUUGAGAAGGGUAAGACCGUCGGAAAGGCUCAAGUCGAUGUUAGUGUGAAGACUGGUGCUCAAAUCAUUUACUCCAAAUAUGCCGGAACUGAAGUGGACUUGAAUGGAGUAAGCCAUCUUUUAUUGAAUGACGAUGGCAUUGUUGGUAUUCUCGAGACCGAAGAUGUCAAGGAUUUUAAUCCCCUGAGCGAACGCGUGUUAAUUAACGUUGAGGAGGCCGAGAAGGAAACUGCUGGUGGGUUACUUCUAACAGAGGAUAGCAAGGAGAAGCCCUCCAUUGGAACGAUAAAAGGUCCUUCAUUUCAGAGUUUACAAACACGAAUGCAACACCUGAAAAAAAAAAAUCAAGCCAUCAAAGAAUUUCAAAUGGAGCUACAAAAAGCUGUUGGAGGAGAAGAAAGUGGGGAGAAGCAAUAA
Messenger RNA from Papaver somniferum (opium poppy), 540 nucleotides. RefSeq names its product 20 kDa chaperonin, chloroplastic-like. Lineage: Eukaryota; Viridiplantae; Streptophyta; Magnoliopsida; Ranunculales; Papaveraceae. The record is from RefSeq and is a predicted model, not a curated record. The transcript has 6 exons. Bases 1 to 540 code for a protein of 179 amino acids. Gene Ontology annotation, molecular function: ATP binding; protein folding chaperone; protein-folding chaperone binding.